This is a messenger RNA of Lasiodiplodia theobromae, 672 nucleotides long. RefSeq lists its product as uncharacterized. NCBI's taxonomy places the organism in Eukaryota, Fungi, Ascomycota, Dothideomycetes, Botryosphaeriales, Botryosphaeriaceae. Bases 1 to 672 code for a protein of 223 amino acids. The record is from RefSeq and is a predicted model, not a curated record. The transcript has 5 exons.
AUGGCAUCCUAUCACAGAGUACUCAGGGUCUUUGACAGGACUGUCAAGGACAAGAAUGUCGAAUGCGACUGUGACAUUCACUCCUGGGAAAUCCUAAUCAAUGGCCAGCGCUGGUUUGGCAAAAUCCGCCUGAUUGGCUUCGUCGACGUCUUCUUCCUCAUUUGCUACUCAACCAAUGACCGCUUCGAGCACGGAAUCAUCAUAUACAAAGAGGACGAGGUCAUCUGCGAUACCCUCGUUGCUGCUAAUAGAAGCGCCGAGGAUCUAGGCCUAGAUUUUGUGAAUAAGAAGGAGGUGGAAGGCAAAAAAGGAGUAGCCAAAAAGUACUUCAACUUCAUCGACGAAGCAGGAAACCUCGACUACAUCAUCACCAGUCUCGGACACGAAGUCGACCUGCGCACGGACUACUCGCCGUCAGAGCUGAGAAAGUUCGAGAUCCGGCUUCGCAGGACCAAUGAUCCGCACUGGAAAGGACCGAUUCACCGCGGUAUUGCCCAGCAUACCGUGCCGGAGCUCAUGCACGAUGCCAUCCGCUACGGCAUCAUCUCGAAUGCUGAAAUGACGGCCCGGAUCAUGGGUCACUUUGCGGGCGGCACACAUACUGAAGAUACGAUGAGGAAAUGGGCGUCUGCCAUUAGCGGCGGCAACGUGGGCCAUUCGGCAAUGGCGUGA